AGGUCGCUAAGUGAACAGGAGACUGGACUCGGACAAGAGGUAUUAACGAGAGACAAGAAGACUCGGUGAAGGCUCUAUUGAAUGGCGUCUAAGAGAGUGAAGGUGGCCUUUCUCGGCAGGCUGCCGGACGUCAAGAAUGCGGCCCGGGAAAAGUGGGCGAGUUAUAACUUCAGCGCGUGCGAGGUGCGAGGUGCUACGGUGGCCUCUGCGCAAGUGGCGAUUGGUCAGGGCGCCGCUGACUCGUUCACGACCGAGGUGCUUUGUGCCAGGUCCGGUGCCUGUCAAUGUCAACUUAGCCGGGGAAGGCUAUAGUGCAAGAACACGGGGUUUUGAUACCUUAUCUGAUGCCAUCUCUCCUCACCUCAGCUCAAGGUAUACUAUGGUGCUCUGGGCUUCAUUGUGGAUUGCCAGUGCUUCUUGGAACCUCUUGUUGGGUCAGGUUUGCCAGAUCGGGCAACCCACAAUGGAAGUGGCGGCCCGUCAAAUCCUGCAAGCCGGGCGCCGCCAGAGCGUGGGGCGUGCGCCAAGCCGCAGAAGCACAUGGCAUGUACGGAUGUACAGUACCUAAACAAGAUAUCAACUAUGGUAGCGACUUGUCGGUGAGAGGAUUCAAGUAUCCCAUCUCCAUCAAGUCACUUGUCUGGGUGAAAG
This is a messenger RNA of Parathielavia appendiculata, 651 nucleotides long. RefSeq lists its product as uncharacterized. The transcript has 2 exons. Lineage: Eukaryota; Fungi; Ascomycota; Sordariomycetes; Sordariales; Chaetomiaceae. The coding region runs from base 137 to 568 and encodes 143 amino acids. The record is from RefSeq and is a predicted model, not a curated record.